GUGACUUUUGAUGAUGUGCAUGUGAACUUCACUGAGGAAGAGUGGAAUUUGCUGGAUCCUUCCCAGAAGAAUCUCUACAAAGAAGUGAUGUUGGAAACGUACCUGAACCUCAAAGCUAUCGGCUAUAAUUGGGAAGACCAUCACCUUGAAGAACAUUUUCAAAGUAGUACAAGACAUGAAAGGCAUGUAAGAAGUCAUAGUGGAGACAAACCCUAUGAGUUUAAUCAAUGUGGUAAAGCCUUUGCACAGUGCAGUAAUUUCCAAUAUCAUAAAAGAACACAUACUAUAGAAAAACCGUAUGAAUGUAAUCUGUGUGGUAAAGCCUUUGCAAGAGCCAGUUAUCUACAAAUUCAUAAAAGAACACAUACUGGAGAGAAACCUUAUGAAUGUAAUCAGUGUGGUAAAGCCUUUGCAAGUCACAGUGAUCUCCAAAGACAUAAAAGAACACAUACUGGAGAGAAACCUUAUGAAUGUAAUCAAUGUGGUAAAGCCUUUGCACAGCACAGUGAUCUCCAAAUACAUAAAAGAACACAUACUGGAGAGAAACCUUAUGAAUGUAAUCAGUGUGGUAAAGCCUUUGCACAGCACAGUGUUCUCAAAAGACAUAAACUGACACAUACUGGAGAGAAACCUUAUGAAUGUAAUCAAUGUGGUAAAGCCUUUGCACAGCACAGUGGUCUCCAAAGACAUAAAAGAUCACAUACUGGAGAGAAACCUUAUGAAUGUAACCAAUGUGGUAAAGUCUUUGCAAGAACCAGUCAUCUCCAAUAUCAUAAAAGAACACAUACUGGAGAGAAACCUUAUGAAUGUAACCAAUGUGGUAAAGCAUUUGCAAGACACAGUCAUCUCCAAUAUCAUAAAAGAACGCAUACUGGAGAGAAACCUUAUGAAUGUAAUCAAUGUGGUAAAGCCUUUGCACAGAGCAGUCAUCUCCAAAGACAUAAAAGAACACAUACUGGAGAGAAACCUUAUGAAUGUAAACAAUGUAGUAAAGCCUUUUCAUGUCACACUAAUCUCGAAAGCCAUAAGAGAACACAUACUCAAGAGAAAACUUACGAAUAUAAUCAAUGUGGUAUAACCUAUUCAUUUCCACUAUGA
Apodemus sylvaticus (European woodmouse) is the source of this 1098-nucleotide messenger RNA. RefSeq names its product zinc finger protein 120-like. The annotation marks the transcript as partial. The transcript is spliced from 3 exons. Gene Ontology annotation, biological process: regulation of DNA-templated transcription. The record is from RefSeq and is a predicted model, not a curated record. NCBI's taxonomy places the organism in Eukaryota, Metazoa, Chordata, Mammalia, Rodentia, Muridae.